This is a messenger RNA of Tachysurus vachellii, 1370 nucleotides long. RefSeq lists its product as uncharacterized. NCBI's taxonomy places the organism in Eukaryota, Metazoa, Chordata, Actinopteri, Siluriformes, Bagridae. Bases 624 to 1370 code for a protein of 248 amino acids. The transcript has 14 exons. The record is from RefSeq and is a predicted model, not a curated record. Gene Ontology annotation, molecular function: protein binding.
UUUGAAAUUGGCACCACACUUGGCUGCUCUUGUUAACUCCUCCGUAGCUGAACAGCUAAACCGGGAGUUGUCUUCCUGCAGAUAUUCUUUGUGUCAAAUGAGGGAUGAACAUUAUAUGUUCUCCCUCCGACUGUACUUCCAUCUUCACAACAAAAGAGUUAAUGAAAAAUACAUGAAAGCUUUGGGGGAACAGGCAAAGCAUUCCAUCCACAUUGGCCUACAUGGGAAAUUGACAUUCAGGAGUGAAGGUAGUUGUUUUAUUUCACAAAGUUCACCAGAGCCUGACACAGAUUGCUGGGGACGGACAAACAUAUGUGCCAGGAAGGAAACCCCAGAUUUCCAGUUGCAAGACCAACCAAACCCACUGUUUGAUCAUGUUUUGGAUGGGACCCAAUCACCAGAUGAGAUCAUAGGUGCAGUGGGUAAAACAGUGUUGAAAAGAUCUGACUUGAUGUCUUUAGGAUUGAACCAGGAAGUAUAGGCAACAGUGAUGAACUGUUGCCUUUCUCAGCUAUCCCACAUUGCUGGAGAGAAGGGCAAGGAUGUUCAUGUUCUUGAUUCAUAUGUGGUGGCCACUUGGCAACAACCUCUAAAUUGUGAUCCAUUUCUGUCCCUACCAACUGAUGCAUCCUCAAAAGACUGCAUCCUAUUUCCGAUUUGCAAAUCAGGUCACUGGACCUUAUGUCUCAAUUGCAAUAAAGAUGGUUCCGGGAUCCUGGAAGCUUGUUAAUAAUAAGGGUGUUCCAGCACAGUUUGGAUCUGUGGACUGCGGUGUAUUCAUGCUAAUGUAUGCACUGUACAAGGUGUUUAACUGGGAGUUUGACUUCACCCAGCAUGAUAUGGCCCAUAUCAUGCGGUGGUGGGUGAAUCUGCUCUUAGCAAAAAUGACACAUGGAAGAAAGAGGAAGUGCGCAUCAGCCUUGUCGGAAGUAAUCCGUGAAGAGACAAAAGAACAGGAGGCAGGACAAGUACAGAACAUCGAAAUCUUGAUGUUGCCAGACUCUGUCCUGUCUGAAAUUCUUCUUCACGUGGUCGUUGAGGAGGGUGGUUCUGGAUUGUUAAAUUUGUCUUUAGUUUGUUCCAAAUUCAGAAGUCUGGUGGAUACAGACUCAUUUAGGAGAAGGGCACACUUCUGCUGGCUUGACAGUGUAACAAAUUGGAGAGAGAAGUCUGUGACUUGUCAAGAAAACUACCAGAUGUACACACUGCAGCCCUGCAGACACUGCAAUGAAAUUUAUAAGAACUGCUUACCAGGUUAUGUUGGAAGAGGAAAACAAGGAGAAAUGCAAGGUUUAUACUCGGAAAACACCCAUCCAGGGUUUUGCAAUGAUUGGUGCCAGCUACUCGAGAAUGAAAUGCCGUUCAAUUAA